Molecule: messenger RNA, 3837 nt
Organism: Microcebus murinus (gray mouse lemur)
Lineage: Eukaryota; Metazoa; Chordata; Mammalia; Primates; Cheirogaleidae
Gene: OIT3
Product: oncoprotein induced transcript 3
Molecular function (GO): calcium ion binding
Source: RefSeq, a predicted model, not a curated record
UGCCUGUGAAUAGCCUGAGCAACAUAGCAAGAACCCGUCUCUGGAAAAAAAAAAAAAAAGUGCUAAGAGAUUAGGAAAACAAGUUUAAGGAUUACUUCCCAAAGAUAGUACUCUUAUCCCAAACACUAGAAAUUUGGUUAUUAAGAAAAGUAACACAGAUGAGAGGAAGUACAAGAAUAAUAGAAGCCCAAAGCAUCAUGUCCAAGUAAAACUAGGAGAGAAAAUUUUUGGUUUGCCUCAGAUUCUUGUUUAGUAUUUUUUAAAAACGUCUCCCUGUGCUUUUUAUCCUUCCCCUUCACAUUAUCUUGCUCAUUCUUGCUUCACAUUAUGCUUGCUAAUUCUCAGGUGUCCAUCGCUCUGUAGAAUGUCAGGGAGCCAGCAAAUUCCAAACCUGUAAUUACUGAGGCUAUGUCUGGUACCAUGUCAUAUACAGGUCCUACAUUUCCCCUCCCUUAUCUAAAAGUGAAACUUUAGUAAAUUUUGACAUUUAACUUUCCAGAGUGGUGUUAAUUUUAAGCUCCUACCCUUUCUUAAUGUGAGAGUUAGUGAAAUAAAUAACAUUAAACCAUUUUAAAUUGGGGGAGGGGGGAAGGAAGACAUUAUGAAAACAUAAGGUACUACUGCUUGAAUUGGUAAAGAUACAACUUAAACCCUGUUUCUUUAGGAAGUUUUGAGACCAAAGAUCAUAAUAAAACAGACUUAGGAAACGGCUUCAAGAGAAUACUGUCCCCAUUGUAUACGUGCCUUUACUCCUUUUUUAUACACUAUUGUAAACUCCUUGACCUUCUGACCAAGAUAUUUCUUAGUGACUGGUUCUAACAAUUUGGCUUUAUCUCAUUCUCAGUGUGCAAUGAAUGCUAUGGCUGCAACAUCAUACAAUCAACUCCUAGAAGUCACAACAAGAUUUUUGACGUGAGGGGAUGUCCCUCAUUUAGAGUUCCCUUCUGGAUAAGAUACUGGAGGUUUCAUUGCAGGGAAUUCUUGGGAGAAAACAAUAGGAGGAUGAGGAAUUGUGAGGUUUUUUUUCCCUAAAGAAAAAUAUCAAUAAAACAACCGUGUUGACAGCGUAAAGCAGCGCUUCUAUCUGGGGUCAAGGCCGGAGCAAUGGACACCUUAUCCCGCUCACCCUCUUCCUCUGAUAAAGCCCCACCAGUGCUGAUAACGUCUUUCUUCAUAAGAGCCUAGAGGCCUUUCUUAAAAGUGCUUGAAAAAGAAGAGGACAAAGGCACACUGCUAUUAAGAGGAUUUUCCAGGCUGUUUCUGGUAGUUGGUCCUGAAAGAUGUCUCAGGUCCUGCUUAUCUGCCUCUUCAUCGUGGUCCCCUCGGUGUCAUCAACAGCCCUAGAUCCUUGUUCUGCUUACAUCAGUCUGAAUGAGCCGUGGAGGAACACUGAGCACCAAUUUGAUGAGUCCCAAGGUCCUCCUCUAUGUGACAACCACGUGGACGGGGAGUGGUACCGCUUCACGGGCAUGGCAGGAGAUGCCAUGCCCACCUUCUGCAUACCGGAAAACCACUGUGGAACCCAUGCACCUGUCUGGCUCAAUGGUAGCCACCCCCUAGAAGGUGACGGCAUUGUGCAACGCCAGGCCUGUGCCAGCUUCAAUGGGAACUGCUGCCUCUGGAACACCACGGUGGAGAUCAAGGCUUGCCCCGGAGGCUACUAUGUGUAUCGUCUGACCAAGCCCAGCGUCUGCUUCCAUGUCUACUGUGGCCAUUUUUAUGACAUCUGCGAUGAGGACUGCCAUGGCAGCUGCUUGGGAACCAGCGAGUGCACAUGCUCUCCUGGAACGGUGCUGGGCCCGGACAGGCAGACUUGUUUUGAUGAAAAUGAAUGUGAUCAAAACAAUGGUGGCUGCAGUGAGAUUUGUGUGAACCUGAAAAACUCAUACCGCUGUGAGUGUGGGGUUGGCCGUGUGCUAAGAAGUGAUGGCAAGACUUGUGAAGACAUUGAAGGAUGCCACAAUAACAAUGGCGGCUGCAGCCAUUCUUGCAUUGGGUCUGAGAAGGGUUACCAGUGUGAAUGUCCCCGGGGCUUGGUGCUGUCCGAGGAUAACCACACCUGCCAAGUCCCCGUGCUGUGCAAGUCGAACGCCAUUGAAGUGAGCGUCCCCAGGGAGCUGGUUGGCGGCCUGGAGCUCUUCCUGACCAACACUUCCUGCCGAGGGGUGUCCAAUGGCACCCACGUCAACAUCCUCUUCUCCCUCAAGACAUGUGGCACAGUGGUCGAUGUGGUGAAUGACAAGAUCGUGGCUAGCAACCUUGUGACAGGUCUCCCCAAGCAGACCCCAGGGAGCAGCGGGGACGUCAUCAUCCGAACCAGCAAACUGCUGAUCCCGGUGACCUGCGAGUUCCCACGCCUGUACACCAUUUCUGAAGGAUACGUUCCCAACCUUCGCAACUCCCCGCUGGAAAUCAUGGGCCGAAAUCAUGGGAUCUUCCCGUUCACGCUGGAGAUCUUCAAGGACAACGAGUUUGAGGAGCCUUACCGGGAAGCUUUGCCCACCCUCAAGCUCCGCGACUCCCUCUACUUUGGCAUCGAGCCCCUGGUGCACGUGAGCGGCUUGGAGAGCUUGGUGGAGAGCUGCUUCGCCACCCCCACUUCCAAGAUCGACGAGAUCCUGAAGUACUACCUCAUCCGAGACGGCUGUGUUUCAGAUGACUCGGUAAAGCAGUUUACAUCCCGGGAUCACCUAGCAAAGCACUUCCAGGUCCCCGUCUUCAAGUUUGUGGGCAAAGACCACAAGGAAGUGUUUCUGCACUGCCGGGUUCUAGUCUGUGGAAUGCUGGACGAGCGCUCCCGCUGUGCCCAGGGUUGCCACCGGCGAAUGCGUCGUGAGGCAGUAGGAGAGGACCCUGCUGGUCUACAGAGCCAGACGCUGACUGGUGGCCCGAUCAGCAUUGACUGGGAGGACUAGGUCAUCGUAACACCUCUGGCCAGCUUCCUGCGGCUCUCCUCUUUGGAGCUCCGCCCUGCGUCCUCUGAGAACAUCAGCCAACCUCUUGGAGCACCUGACCUCUUUAAACUUCACAUUGUGAGUUUGGACAAACUCCCAGAACCGACUCACCCUGAUUCUGGUCCACCAGGUCGGCACAGGUCACAGCACUGCUGAACAACGUGGCCUGGGUGGGGUUUCACCCUCCUAAGUGAAAGCUAAGCUGUCACCCAGAAGGAAGCCUAUCCCUUUUCCCUCGUUUCUUUCCUACAAUUAAAUACCUCGUGCAUGAUGUCAUAGAACCACUAAAAUCAGAAGUUGGGCAUAAUAUUUCAAGCUAGAAACCUUAAAAAAAAUGAGUUACUGGAAUUAUGACUUUAAAUACUUAAAUAUGUAAAAAACAAAUCCUGAAAUUUCAAUUCAAAUACAGAAUAGUUAGAUUGGGAAGUUUAUAAAUAAAACAGUAUGUAAUUAAAAAUUAUAUUUUGUUUUUCUCUUACAUAACAUUUUCUUCUGAUAUUUUUAUAUUGCCUUAAGUGAAAUAUUUUCACUUAAUAAAUAUGAAUAAGUUCAUUGACAUGUAUUUAAGUGCUCCAGUGACUAAAUUGUAACAAAAUUAAAGUUUGGUGUCAUAUACAUGGUUAUUUGGUAUUCUAUGUCUUCAGGCCAAUACAGCAAGAGAAAAAAGUAUAAAAUUUUACCAUACUCUAUUUUGUAGGUACUUAAUAAAUUUUAUUGAAAUAAAUAUCAUAAACAAAGAUAAAUUUUAUCUGCAGUUAAAUUCAGUUUCUUAAUAUGCCACUUAAUUUUAUGGCUGUACAUAAGAUCAGAAAAACAGUUUUUCUUCUUUUUCUUUUUAAAAGUUGCUACAGUUGACAAUUCUUAAUAGUACCAGUGAAAUUAA